GGCUCGUUUGAAACAGCCCAACGGAUUGGACAGCAUAUCCAAGAGAAGCAAGAAUAAAAUCACACCCACCAACAAUCGUAUGGAAAAGUAACUCAGCCGCCACACCGGAGGAUAGACGAUCAAAAAGAACCCAUUAUUGAACAAACACACAAAGUACCAUACUGUACUCUCCAAGGAAAAUCCUUUCAGAAAUUGCAACAAAGAAGCAAGUCACACAGAUUGAAAGACUCCUUUCAUCGAAAGAACAAGUCUCUGGAAAUCAAACAAGAAAAAUACCUCGGGAAUAACACAUAUAUCCCGAUUUAGCUGCCUCGCCGAAAUUACCACACAYUACCCACGACAACAAUACGAACAAGAUGGCAAGGUUGACAUCAGUCUUGGCUUCGUUAUUCCUGGCAAGAGCAGCCGCCAUCGAUUCGGAGCUUGCCCGCAGCACCCAGCUCCGAGGCAGCAGCAGCAACUACCACCACAACGAACCCCGCGAUCUAUCGAGUGCCCUCGUGCCGAGCCGCGAUGCCCGACCAAACUCUGCCGUGGACUUUUGCCCGGACGAAAGCCCCCAGGUAGGGAGCCGGUGCCGGACCACCGGACAGCGGUGCCACUAUGACUACCGCUACAGCGGUUGCACCUGGGAAGACCUCUCGUGCAGCCCGGGUCAAASCUGUUCCUGCCUCAAGAGCAGCAGAAACGGUUCGGAUAUCAGCACGUGGCAAUGCAUGAUCCUGGAUCCUGUGCCCUGCAGCGUCAUCGCUACGCCUGCAAACCCAACCCCCGAGGGACUCCCCGAGGGUGACUGCGAGGCCGGCACGGCCCUGCCAACGCGACCCGUUGCCAUCGACGAAGGCGAAGUCGGAGAUCUCUGCCCGGCUGCCAUGCCCCGGCCGGGAAGCAGCUGCCAGGCCAUCGGAGAGCAAUGCGAUUUUGGCUACGUCUACAAAGGCUGCACCUGGGACACGCUCUCUUGUAGUCCCAGCCGAACCUGUUUCUGCAGAGAGAACGGCAUUUGGGCCUGCAGGRUUAUGGAAUCCCAGCCCUGCAGUCUAGCGGCUACCCCUGCGAACCCGGUUCCGGCAGGCCUUCCCGAGGGAGACUGCGAUUCCAACGCGGCUCUGCCCACCGAAAUCGACAGCGGCGAAGAGRCAAGCAUCGACACUUGUCCGGCCUCGAUGCCCCAACCCGGGAGCCGCUGCAAGACCACUGGAGAACGGUGCGAUUUUGGCCACAAAUACAACGGAUGCACCUGGGAGAGCCUUUCGUGCGUAGCCACUCGCGUCUGCAMMUGCGACCAGGACCGAAACGAUCCAACGGUCAGCCUCUGGGCCUGCAGGGUUUUGGACGUCCAGCCGUGCAGCUUCCUUGCGUCCUUUACGGACCUUCGGGUUCCGGAGAAUCUUCCCGAGGGAGACUGCGAUGCCAGCCUCGCACUGCCCGGCCCGGACGGGGACAUCGACGAGACCGACGUCCAGCCAAACGAGGACGGCAUCAUCUGCCCGCGUUCGCCGGUGAACAGCGGUGGAUGCGAUGCCUCCCAGGUCGGUGCCACCUGCAACUACGACUACGUCUAUUCGGGKUGCACCUGGGACGAGCUGCAGUGCUCCUGGACCACCAGCUGUGAGUGCGUCCCCGACCGUUCGACCAAUUCCAGAGGAGGAAACUGGUUCUGCCUGGCCAGGGCUGCCGCGCCGUGCUUUGGCGGGUUUUCCAACGGGAGGGAAAUCGAUCCCGCUCUCUUCAGCUCGGCCUUCGACAGCGAGUUGGACGACGGCAGCAACGCUACGGACGUCGAAGAMUCUCUUCCCAGUGAUCAACUUUUUGCUGAAAGCCUUCCCGAGGGCCUGCCCUACGGACAAAAGUGCGACCCUUCCGCGGAACUCCCCACCGAACCAGCCUUUGAGUUCCGUCCGGUCGUCGAAAACGGGAACUUUACGUUCCGCCCCGAGCCGGAAAAUGCCACGGAACCCGUCUUUGUCUUCCGGCCGGAGGUCGACGAGGCAGAYGCCACCGAUUCCUCCGAAUCCCUGGUGGGCCGCCUCAGCGACGAGUGYCCGGUCGAGCCCCCGCCUCCCGGGUCGAGMUGCAUCGAGUCCCACCAAUCGAAGCUUUCCUGCCCGUACAACCAUAUCUACACCGGGUGUUUUUGGGACGCCAUCCAGUGCAACCCCAUCCAGUGGUGCACGUGCGACAAUUUCGGAGACGGGACGUGGGCCUGUGCGUCCAUGGCCAUGAUGGCCUGCACCACCAAGAUACCGGGACUGCCGACCUUCCAGUCCUGCAACCCGGACGAUCCGUUGCCGCUUCCGCGGUCGGCCUCGGUAGUACGAGACAUUGCGAAGGGCGGUGGCUCUCUGCCGUAGAACCCAAAGCUGCUACCRGCACGGUGCAGCCCGGAUGGCACUCUUGUGUGUGUGAGAGAAAAAGUYGCCGUUGCUUUGCAGUGGGAACCGAGACAACGGCAGCAUCGCCCRAAGGAACCGAAUAGAUAAUUCUUUGAAGAAUAAGAUUGCGUGCAUAGCACAGACUGCAUGCACGACCAUGCAUGGCUCCAUUUUACAUCGGCGUGACAAGUGAUUGAUAACAACAAUAUUAUAUUAGAGGUACAUUUUAAUACAGUAUGCUGCAUUAG
Messenger RNA from Pseudo-nitzschia multistriata, 2623 nucleotides. The record is from the annotation of a GenBank genome assembly. NCBI's taxonomy places the organism in Eukaryota, Bacillariophyta, Bacillariophyceae, Bacillariales, Bacillariaceae.